Myxocyprinus asiaticus (Chinese sucker) is the source of this 1975-nucleotide messenger RNA. Its product is annotated as transmembrane protein 255B. The coding region runs from base 150 to 1052 and encodes 300 amino acids. NCBI's taxonomy places the organism in Eukaryota, Metazoa, Chordata, Actinopteri, Cypriniformes, Catostomidae. The record is from RefSeq and is a predicted model, not a curated record. The transcript is spliced from 9 exons.
GAGCAGCAUUGUGUAGAUAUACUCAUUAACGGGGCGUGAAGUGUGCAGAGAAGAGACAUGUCAAACACACAUGAGACAACGAACCGGAACAACGUCGCUGCUCCACUCAGCGUUGCAGAUGAAGUGAGGAUGAGGAGGAGAAAAGCUCAAUGGCUGGUUUUAGGCAUGUUAAGUUUGUCUUUGCUCAUUGUUGCGUUGGGCAUCUACACCAGCACACGUACCGAGAGUGUCAGCAUCACAGGAUACACUUCAGGGAUUGUCUUGGCGUUAGGAUCAUUCUUGGGUGUUCUUGGAUUAUUCCUGGAGGAAAACCGCAGACAGCUGGUAGAUAUCACCAUUUGGUAGCAGCCAUUGUGUUCCUGAGUUUUGGCAUAAUUACCAGCUUUCUGUGUCUUGUGGUCGAUGGCGUUUUCAUCCUACUUACUAUUGAUAUGCGUCCAAUGAAGGCAGGAAGAUGCCAGUUCUACACCAGUGGAAAUAGUUACAUCUAUGAGAACUACUAUGCCACAGUUCCCUGUCAAGGGCUAACAGAGUCCUGUAGUUUGAAGGUUCGCAGUGGAACAUGCUACUGUUGUGACUUAUAUGACUGUGCUAAUGGAGGAUAUCUGGACAAUUUCUAUGAGUUUGUUGGUGUGCAGAGCUGUCAAGAGGUGCUGUCUCUGUAUGUUCUCCUCUGGGUCCUGACCUGCCUCCAGCUGCUGGCCUUCAUAGUGGGAAUCCUGACCACCGCUGUGUUGGGCAGUAUCAAAGACAUGAAGAGUGGGGUGGCUUGUCCUGAUGUGUCUCAGUGGGGGGGCUCAUCUCUACUCUCAUUUGAGGGGGGCAACUGCUUCUCUCCAACUGCACCCCUGCUGAUGGACCCCAACUCACACACCGGAGCCCAGCUCUACCCUAGGGCUUCACUCUAUGUUUCUCCAGCAGCCCAGACACCAGCAGAAUCCAGUGUUCCUCAGAGAACAUCAUCAGAUACAUCCCAUACACAACCCAACCCUCCUCCUUUUGCCCCCCUCUACAACCUUCUUCCCUACAAAACCUCCAGCUUCACUGCCUAGAACUUCCAGCUUCUCUGAUACCAGUCUGUGAUCCAAAUGCAAACCAAACCUAACACUUGACUCUCCUAAAAGUCAACAUGAAAUCAAAAUGGACCCUAAUUGCUCUAAUCUUAAUAAAUGUUCCUGGUCUUAUUUUGCACAGUUUAUCAGUGCACAUGAUUCUAAAGGAAGAAAAGUUUGAAAAGUGUAAGUUUUCAUAAUCUGUCAUCAAAAAAACUGCUUUUCUGCCGAUGUCACCAAGGCUGUAUGGGUGGGGAGAAAUAAUAUUAACCAAUCAUAUCAUUGCAUUUCAAUUGCAAUCCAAUGAAAUCCUCAUGUCGCCCUACAUUAUUUCCUGAUGCAUUUUCUGUUGCACUCGGAAAUACAUCACAUUAAAUGUGUUGGGAAUGUACAUAUUGAAUAUAAUAAGUUGUAGAAUUAAAAUAGGUCUCACUAUGGCUGUUGAAUAUAAACACAGCUCUAAUUUAUCACACUAUGUCAUAAAGGGCUAAAGCUCAUACAGUAACUCAAAUGAUUAAACUCAGUUGUAGACUGUGUCAGUUUUAAUUAACAUACCAACUAAUAUUUUCAUUUGCUCAAUCUGUUUAUUUCAUAGUUUCAUCACUAUGUUUUUCUGAUGCAACUUGAAUAUUUACUGACAAUUUAAAAGCACUUUUUAAAGCAAGGGAUAGGAUGUGUGAAUUUUUGUUUUAUAAAAAUAAUUUUCUCUGUUAUAUAUGUUUUUUUGGAUUUUAUACAUACUGUAAAAUGUUCUUGUACUAAAGAGGGAGUUUUGGUGUUGAGUUUUGAGUGCAUCUUUGGGUUGAACAUUUUUAUAUUUUAUAUUAAAGUGUGUCCUUGGCAGUAUAUAAAUAAAUAAAAACAAGUCUUUACUCUCAUAAAAUUAUAUUUGGAGGCUGAUAUUAAAAUUUCAGUCUGUUUUA